AUGUCUGGGGAAGACCUGGUGCUGGACACGGCCAUAAGAGACUGGGUGUUGAUCCCGCUAUCCGUAGUCAUGGUUCUUAUCGGCGUCCUUCGCUACUUCGUCUCCAAGCUCAUGCGCUCCUACCAGGCCCCCGACCAGAAAGUCGUCAGGGAUGGGUGAGCCUCUUCCGCCGCAGAAAAGGAAAUAUUGGUCCUGGUUUUUUCUUCUCUUAGCCUUAUAUCUGGUUGUCUGAUUGGAUUCGUUCGUGCGAUAUCUCAGACAGGUGAUCCUCAGGGCAGGACACUUGAGGGCGGGGGCAAAUUUCAUUCCCCCCAAGACCUUCUACUCCCGAAGAACAUACUUUACUAACGAGGUAUGUAGCCGUCUGAUGCUGGUUUGCGUCUCCGAAUUAAAUUUCUUCUUAGCGCUGGACAUGACGAAGCAAGUACUACGACUGUUUAAUGGUUUCCAAAUGAACGCUUGUCAGGAACAUAUUUUAAUUAUCCUUUCUUCGUGGUCAUUUCUGAGUUUGAACUGGAGAAUUUUUUAUCUGGUUGAGAAUUUCAACCAUUUAUUCGAGCCUAGGUUUCUGAAAUUUGGUCAGACUCUUGGGUUUGUUAAGCAUGGGGCUAUCGAAAUGAUGGGUCUAUGUUGUUCUAUUGAAAUCCAUCUUUUCAUACCAGAACAGAACCAUCCCGCUUAAUUCCUCCGAAAUCUCAAUCUCAUGCCUCGUUUUGGAUCAAUAUGCAUUGCCAUUAGUAUUUUCUUUUUUUUUCUUCUACGUACUUAGUCUCAGCACGACCUUCACAGAUAAUGAAACUAAAUUCGUGAGCUUCACGAUUGAUGGCAUUCUUCGGGAUUGAAGCCUCUAUCUCUUCUUGAUGACUUACAGAGUCGUCCUCACUGUCCUCAUUGGUACCGUAUUUAAUGAUCGCCAAGAACUUCUGGUAAUACAGACGUCAUCAUGCUUUAGUUAUUCAGAGGGCAAUGCUUUCACAGAGCAAAAUACGUCACCAUGUCGUCAGAAACAAUAAUUAAUAUCGAAUGGCAUCAGACGGAUGAAAAAGAAACAAUAACUGUUCAAAUGAUUUCAAGUACUGUGGCAUGUCUGAGGGACAUAAUAGAUAAAAAAUUAUCAGUUAUGAUGGAAUGCACAACUCAGAAGAAGAAUUAAAACAUGACCAAUAAUUUUUCAGAAGCAAGGAACAGCUUUUAUUGUUUUCAAUGAAAUCAAGACCUUUAUACAAUUUGGCUGAAGCUGUCAUUCCCUACAAUAGCUCAUUAAGGCAACAGAUUGAUGGGAAAUUAAGAGAAAGGUAAUCCACACACGUCAUCCCCGCUGAAGUGCAUUGAUGUUGGUUCUCCCAGACAUAGUACAACUUUUAGUGAAAAGGUGAGAAAAUUCAUGGUCUCCUGAAGCAGCAAAAGACCCCAUCGAAAAAUUCUAAACAGAGGCUUUGCAUGGACAAAGACGAGGUUAAAGAAUAGCUCCUGUGUUCUUCCCAUGUAGAAAGGCCAGAUUUGAAUAGAUAUACUUUGAUUAUGUUCUUGAUUCAAUCAUAUGAAGGAAGAAAGGAAGAAAUAAACGAGAAAGUGAAAGGGAUGAACAGAAGAGGAAGUAAUUUUCAAAUGAGGGUGAAUAGAGAGUUGUGUGAAAGCAAGAAAGCAUGUCUUCUAAGCAACAAGGACCCCAAUUUUUCCAUUCCAUGUUCCCUUAAAAGAGGAUACGAAUGUCGUUUCUUGGAUUGCAGAGAAGGUUGAGUGUCUGUGACUCUUGCACUUGAUUGAUAUUUGGGAUGUCCAAUAUUGUGCACAACAGAACAUUGGUUGUGUUAACAUGGAAGAGGUACGUUUACUCAUCUCUCUCUGCCGGGAUUGUAGAACAUUUUGAUAAAUUGUGUUUUAGAGAGACCACGACAUGUGCCAACUGGGAAAAUUUGUGACAGAGAUUCAACAUUGGGAACCUAUUGAUUAUAAGCAUAUGAUGUUCGUUACAGUGCAUCUGGAGAAUAAGGGACGACCAGUUGGAAGUCUUCCUUCUCCGUAUGUUUGAAAAGUUAAGACAGGACUGCUUGUCGGACAUUUUGUGCCAAUACUGAAAAUUGUAUUUAUGUUUUGAUGCUCUUAGAUUCUGUUUAAGAAUCGUUUCGAUCUAUAUCACUGAAGGCAAAGCGUUCACUAUUGCUUGUACUAUGCCUCUCUCUUCAUUCUUUGUAUUCAGCUACUCUUUUUCGUCAUCAUAGUCAUGUGUCAUUUUGAUCAUAGGAGAAUGGGAUUCUGCAUGUUCCAAAAGGUCAGGCCCAAAACGCCCAAGCUCAAAUGUUUUCUGAUCCAAAUAUGGCCGUGGAUAUGAUGAAGAAAAACCUGUCAAUGAUCAUUCCGCAGGUAUUGCAUUUACUCUGUAGGAACUUUUCUUUUUUUUUCUUUUUCCCUGGUUAUAAAACAGGUUCUAAGUACUAUUUUUCUUUCCAGACACUCACCUUUGCAUGGGUAAACUUCUUCUUCUCGGGUUUUGUAGCAGGUGAGUUUUUCAGUUACAUGAUUAUUCCCUAAACGGAAGUUCAUUUUACAUUCUUACUAUGACACUGCUGGAGGUUCUUAUGUGUGGAUUCACCUGUUAAUCUAGCACAGCUAUAAUUACACUAGUUAUUCUUACGAUAUUCAAGAAAAUAAAAGAGGAAUGUACUCAUUUUCAGAUAGGAAGUUAGCCGUAGAAUUAAAAGAAUCAACUUCUUUUAACUGCUUGUCCACGUCAUGAAGCUUCUUUGCUUAGAGGGGUUCCUUUUGGCAAAAUCUUUAGAUAUGUUAAAUAUAUUGACACAUUUGAGAAGCCGUUGAAAAAUAUGUCAAAUUAUAAUUACUAGUGCAAUAUUAUCUAGUAUUACACUAUUUUUAUCAAUAGCAUUCGUUGCAGUUCUCUUAACGAGAAGAGAAAGUUCUUGAAGACCUUUUGAGAAUGGAGAUGGAUGGAUCUUCCUAACCUGGCACAGGCGUCAGUGAACUUGAGGAAGAGAAGAACAGAAGCUCUAAUUAACUGAUUGGGAAUUCGAGAUUACUAAAAUUACAAUGACAUAUUUCUAUGUUUUGGACAAGCAGGAAAGAGCAAGUUACAAAUAGCACAUUGAUAUUGACAGGGUUGGGUCUUAACACUCCAAUAAUGUGUACAUUUUGGUGAAGGCAAUCUAAACACUCAAGAGAAUUAUUCAUGGCUCAUUUUUCUUGUGGAAAUUGUCCCCAAAAUCAGAUGGGUUUAUAAAUUACGGAGAUAUCUCUGUAUGAGGAACCCUUAAAUUUUCCAAGACAAUUUAGGAAUCGAACAGGAGGGACGAUAUGAAUGCACUCAUCUAAAUACUGAUUAACAAACCAUGCAACUUCAUGGUUAAGCUCUAAACAAGUCAUGUCCCAUCCAUUCCCUUGAUGUUUAAGGCAAGUAUCAUGAUACUUCGGCCCUGAUAGAUCAAUUCUGUGAGUUGGUCAGCUUCCCACCGAUGUCCCCUUUAUUUAUAAUCCCUUUUUUGUUUUUAGAAGCCUGCUGAGAGGCAAUGAGAAGCAGCAGCCAGGCAAAAAUCCUGCUUCCUCAGAUUCAUUCUUUCCUGUCUUAUCAUGGACAGCAGAAAAUAGAUGCUUUAUACAUUCAGCUUUGCAGGCAAAUUUUCUCGAUCUGAAUCUCUUUACUAUCGUGGCAAUUUGAUAAACUGUUGGAACUGGAAUAGCACGGGGUUAUCCGAGUUUAUCCAAGAUAACCCAACAUCCGAAUUUGAUAAGUUCGGAUGGCUGAGCGAGUCACGUGAGACCUGGUUAGGGAUUAACUUCGAUGAUGUCACUAAACUUAUUCGACCAAAUGGUUCGAAUGAUGGGAACCCAGCCCGGGUACGAAUUUCAGUUUAAUCAAUUAACUGAGAAUUAAGAUAACCUUGGUUAACCUAUGACAGGAAUAAAGUUGCUAUCAAACUGGAAGUUGGAUAAACUGAAAUCCUGAACCAAGGCUAGCUUAACCUAGUUAAUUCUAACUUGUCAUCAAACCGUCCCCAUGGAUCCCUAUUUAAUCCAUUGAUCAGCAGUGGCAUUAAACAACAUUAAAACCAUUGAAUGAGGAGUCAUAGCACUCCUUCCAUUGGCAUUGAUCUGACGAAGGCUGCAUUGAGGCACAGUUGGGGUAUUUGGCGCUAGUAGAAGAAUCUCAUGUGCUGUAUUUAGCAAGGGAAUGAAAGAAUCCAGUGCAUUACGUUAGAAGAACCACCUUUCAUGGUUUACUGCCUAGAUAUCUCAUGUAUGUGUGACACUUCUGAUAGUACCAAUGGGAAGAAAAUAAGCCGCAACGCAUAUAUGAGGAUUUAUUGCUUCCUUAUAAUAAACUAUUAAAAAGUUCUUUCAUUGUCUUUCUGCAGCAUCAGAUCGUGAGAAACAUUUAUAUUCGACGUAUCUGUGGCAGUAGACAGCAAUAAUUUGUUAUGGAGUUCCUCGAUUGUUCCAUGACCUCAUCUCGUAUAAUGUCAAUUAUGAUUUUACUGUAAUAAUUAGAUGGCUUCCUUCUCCUAUUAUUGAGAUUUUUCUUCGUCUUAUUCUCAUUCAGGUGCGAGGAUACAACAUCAUGCUUUCUUACUAUUUUUCUCAUUUUGGUUUCUCAGAAUUUUGUAUUUGGCUUGUUAGUUAUGCUCACUAAAAGCUCUGUUUAUUCUUUCAGCAAAGAUACCGUUUCCACUGACUCAAAGGUUCAGAUCGAUGUUGCAGAAUGGGAUUGAUCUGAGCACUGUUGAUGUCAGUUAUGUCAGUAGCCGUUCAUGGUACUUGUUCAUCCUCUGAAACUCAAAAUAGGCAUCUUUAUUAGAACCUAGCUUCACAUAGGAAGAGCACACAGUUCAAAGUGUAUAGAUAGCUCUGAUGGCGUUUUGAUUUUAUUUUAUUUUUUCUGGCAGGUAUUUCCUGAACCUGUUUGGUUUGAGAGGCUUAUUUAGCCUAAUUCUGGGAGAGGAAAAUGGUCAGUGCUAGUUCUACGAGAAAACUCUUUUUCUGAUUUAUUCUUUCGUCACACAGUCAAUAUUUAUUGCGUUAAUAACCUAAAAGAGAGAUGAGAAGGAAAACAGAGGAAAGGUUCACAGAAGAUCAAACCAUUCACCAGGCCAUGGAUGAGAACAGCCCAAACCUCAAAAGUAUAUAAGAUUUUACAGUGAUAAUACCUCAUGGAGUCUCAAUAACCAUAAUUAGCAGCGCUUCAUUGUUUUGUAAUGUUCAUAGAUAUUUUUGGCUAUUGAAACUUGGUUGGUGUGGUGUGGUGUGGUGUUCCAGCAACAGACGACGCACAGCGCAUGAUGCAGAUGAGUGGAUUCGGAUUUGAUCCUGCCAAGGUAUGAUCCAUUUAACAGCAAGGUUUGCUCAUUCAUCUGCCGCAUGAGUGAAAGGUGCCCCCGCUUUCCACUUUUUUUUUUUUUUUUUUCUCACAAUCAGAUCCUGCACAUGUUCAGCAAUUCACGUUAAAGCCUCAGAUAACCAUACUUUUCAAGGCCUAAUGCUUAUUAUUAUCAUCCAUGAAGAUGAUUUCAUAGCUCAAUGCACAUGUUUCAUAGCAAUUCAGUUAAGAGGCGGGGUGGAUCAUUGCUCACCAUGAUCUACAGUAGCUCUGCCAAACCCCAGGCUUUGGGACUUCAUUGAAUUUUUAACGACCAUAUUUGGAAAUUAACUCUCCCAAGGGCGGAAGAUUCAUGGGUUUAUUUCCUAGUUUUUACCCUCUUUAGGGUUCAAGACAAGGUGGCGACUUUCUUCUUUUUCUUUUUUUUUUCUUUUUUUUUUUUCCCCGUCUCAGUGGUUCAUAAGAAAGUGGCAGGUUUUCGAUGUCUUGAUCGAAGUUUUCUUCUUCCCCUCUGGGCCAGAACCUGAGCGCGGAGAAGGACAGCAUCGACAUCCUGCAGCACGAUUGGGCCCUCCCCAAGUUCGAGAAGCGCGCCGAAGCAGUCCUAAGGAGGAUCGUCAGCUAG
Molecule: messenger RNA, 5951 nt
Organism: Spirodela intermedia
Lineage: Eukaryota; Viridiplantae; Streptophyta; Magnoliopsida; Alismatales; Araceae
Source: the annotation of a GenBank genome assembly